Messenger RNA from Vairimorpha ceranae, 864 nucleotides. Its product is annotated as nbp35-like nucleotide binding protein. Gene Ontology annotation, cellular component: cytosol. NCBI's taxonomy places the organism in Eukaryota, Fungi, Microsporidia, Nosematidae. Bases 1 to 864 code for a protein of 287 amino acids. The transcript has a single exon. Gene Ontology annotation, biological process: iron-sulfur cluster assembly. The record is from RefSeq and is a predicted model, not a curated record. Gene Ontology annotation, molecular function: ATP-dependent FeS chaperone activity; iron-sulfur cluster binding; ATP binding.
AUGCAAAAUAAUUAUAAAUGUCCAACAUCUAAUUUCGGUAAAAGUGAACAGUGCAAUGAAUGUCCAAACCAAAGCAUAUGUGGAACAGUUAAACCCGAUGAUUCGUUACCACUAAUAUCUGCAAAUGUAUCACAUUUUAAACUUAUUUUUUCUAUUUUUAGCGGUAAAGGAGGAGUAGGUAAAAGUACAAUUACACGAAAUAUAGCAGAAUUUCUGUCGUUAAAAAAUUAUAAAGUUUUAUUGUUGGAUCUAGAUCUUUCUGGCCCAUCAAUACCAAAAAUGACACAUACAGAAGGAGAAAUAAUAAUUGAAAGCAAUAAAAGAUUUUAUCCAGUUAAAUUAUCAGAAAAUUUAGGAUGUAUUUCUGUAGGAUAUUUUGCUGACAGCCAACCCUCUCAAAAUUUAUUUAGUUCAACAUAUAAAACUAAUACUAUAAGAAAUAUUCUUAUAAAUGGUGACAUUGCAGAUUAUGAAAUAUUAAUAAUUGAUACACCACCAAAUGUAACAGAUGAACAUUUAGGAAUUGUAAAUUAUCUUAAGUUAAAUUUUGCUAUUGUUGUUACUACCCCACAAUUAAUAUCUUUUCAAGAUGUUAUAAGACAAUGUACUUUUUGUUAUAAAAAUAAUAUAAAGAUUUUAGGGAUUAUUGAAAACAUGAAAGGAUUUAGGUGCGAAAAAUGUGAUAGUUUACAAGAUAUUUUUUACAAUUCAGAUAUCGAACAGAAAUGUAAAGAAAACAAUCUUAAUUAUAUUGGAAGUCUUCCACUAAAUAUAGAAUAUGGUAAAAGUGGGGAUAAUGGCAUAUUGAUAGAUGAUCAAAUUUUUAGUAAGACUAUAGAUCUUAUAAUAAAUGAAAUCAAAUAA